Molecule: messenger RNA, 1812 nt
Organism: Drepanopeziza brunnea f. sp. 'multigermtubi' MB_m1
Lineage: Eukaryota; Fungi; Ascomycota; Leotiomycetes; Helotiales; Drepanopezizaceae
Biological process (GO): maturation of LSU-rRNA from tricistronic rRNA transcript (SSU-rRNA, 5.8S rRNA, LSU-rRNA)
Cellular component (GO): nucleolus
Molecular function (GO): ATP binding; RNA helicase activity; nucleic acid binding
Source: RefSeq, a predicted model, not a curated record
AUGGAUUCCGCCGAACUUCACAGCAAAAAGCGCAAGAGGAAGCACGGUAGCGCCAAGGUCGAAAAAUUAGAUCCUGUGCCGGCAACGAAUGGGUCCAGCCCUGCGAUCGAUAAGGCCGAACCAACUGUGAAGAAGAAGCGCUCCAAGGAGGAGAAGGCCGAGGAGAAGGCGCGCAAGAAGGCCAAGAAAGCUCACAAGUCCGACGAGGAGGAGCAAGCUGCCGAAGAUGUGGUUCCGGAAGCCGAAGCUGCUGAGGACGCUCAAGGGGAGUGGGAGAACGAAGAGGUCUCGGGUGACGAAUUGGUAGAUUUGGCCGAAGGGGCACUGGCAGACGCACAUCUCUCGUUACCAGAUACCGGUGUCCAGGCCACAAAAUUUAGCGAGUUGAAUCUUUCUGAAAAGACCAUGAAGGCUAUCGAGGGAAUGAAGUUCGAGACGAUGACGGAGAUCCAACGACGAGGAAUACCACCUUUGCUUGCCGGAAGAGAUGUGCUGGGAGCUGCGAAAACUGGAUCCGGAAAGACUUUGGCCUUCUUGAUCCCUGCAGUCGAGAUGCUGAAUGCGUUGCGCUUCAAGCCUAGAAACGGAACUGGUGUUAUCAUUGUGUCCCCCACAAGAGAACUGGCACUACAGAUAUUUGGUGUCGCUAGGGAACUCAUGUCGCACCACUCGCAGACCUAUGGAAUCGUAAUUGGAGGAGCAAACAGGAGAGCAGAAGCCGAGAAGCUCGCCAAGGGAGUCAAUUUGAUAGUUGCUACGCCAGGUCGAUUGCUCGAUCAUCUGCAAAAUACACAAGGAUUCGUAUUCAAGAAUUUGAAGGCUCUGAUUAUCGACGAGGCAGACCGAAUUCUGGAGAUUGGUUUCGAAGACGAGAUGAGGCAGAUCGUGAAGAUUCUACCAAAGGGAGAUAGACAGACUAUGCUCUUCUCAGCAACACAAACAACCAAGGUCGAAGACUUAGCAAGGAUAUCCCUUCGCGCCGGACCUCUUUAUAUCGACGUCGAUGACAAAAAGGAGCAUAGCACUGUCGAAGGCCUCGAGCAAGGCUACGUUGUCUGUGACGAAGAGAAGCGCUUCCUCCUUCUCUUCUCCUUCCUUAAGCGUAAUAUUAAUAAGAAGGUCAUCGUAUUCCUCUCCAGCUGCGCCUGUGUAAAGUACUACGCCGAACUCCUCAACUUCAUCGCUCUCCCCGUCCUGGACCUGCACGGCAAGCAGAAACAGCAGAAGCGUACCAACACCUUCUUCGAGUUCAUCAACGCCGAGAAGGGAACCCUCAUAUGUACUGAUGUUGCUGCCAGAGGCUUAGAUAUCCCAGCCGUAGACUGGAUCGUGCAGUUCGACCCUCCCGAUGACCCUCGCGACUACAUCCACCGCGUGGGCCGCACAGCUCGUGGCUCGAACGGCAAAGGGCGCUCCCUCAUGUUCCUGCAGCCGUCCGAAGUCGGCUUCCUCGCUCACCUCAAAACCGCCCGUGUCCCCGUCGUCGAGUUCGACUUCCCCGCAAAAAAAAUUAUCAAUGUGCAGUCCGCACUCGAAAAGCUCAUCUCACAGAACUACUACCUCAACAAGAGCGCCAAAGACGGUUACAGAAGCUACUUGCAGGCCUACUCCAGCCACAGCCUGAGAACCAUCUUUGACGUGCACAAACUGGAUCUGGUAAAGGUAGCGAAGAGCUUUGGGUUCACUGCGCCGCCGCGGGUGGACUUGACACUGGGAGCGAGCAUGAGUCGGGAUAAGAAGACUCAAGGGAGGAGAGCGUAUGGGAGUCAGCCGAAGCAGGGGGGCAGUUUCAAGAAAAGGGGCACUUUUUAA